Laccaria bicolor S238N-H82 is the source of this 1101-nucleotide messenger RNA. RefSeq lists its product as uncharacterized. The transcript is spliced from 7 exons. The record is from RefSeq and is a predicted model, not a curated record. The coding region runs from base 1 to 1101 and encodes 366 amino acids. Lineage: Eukaryota; Fungi; Basidiomycota; Agaricomycetes; Agaricales; Hydnangiaceae.
AUGUCUCCUCUGCCGAGUUCCACAGCCUCUUUGGACGGCAAAGGGAGUGCAGAUUCAGCAGCGAAAGGAGGAAAGUCAAUGAAAAAGAUGGGUCCAAGCUAUGUAUAUUACUGUCUAUACACCAAACUCGGUGCAUUUGAAUCGAAUCAUGCCCAUAAUAACACUUUCAUUGGCCGUAUUCCAUCGAAAUUGUUUGCCCCUCCUCAUACCGUGGUGUCUAUCAAGCAGUCCCUCUGCAAAUUCGAGGGCCUUUCGGAGUCCGACAAGGCCCUUCUUUUCAUACCGCUCUCAAGCCCAGCACCCAAAAAUGACUCUGCCCACCUCCCUUUGAAGGCUCCUUCUGGGCUGGGGCUGUCUGAACAUGAUCCAAUCGCGUUGAUUGUCGAGUCGGAGAAGCGGACCAAGGAGGUCUUGCAGUCGAAGAAUUUGACGGAACAGGAUGAUACCGAUGUCCACUGGCACUAUGGCAAGUCUUGCCGACUAUACUAUCAUGUUUACCUAUUGGACAGCAAAGGAGAAGAAAAGGCAAAGACAUCCUUUGAUGAAAGUGACCUUUCGUUGGGACACAUCAACACCCUCUCCGUCGCUCCCCCUCACACCACUGGGUCUUUGAAAGCACGCAUCACAAAAGUUGAAGGCCUUGUCAUGCUGGGUCAUGCACACUACAAGAAUAUGGAACUCUUCCAAGACACGGAUGAUGAUGCUGCCAUGAGCGACACCGAUGUCAUAUCAUUCCAAGGUGACACUUAUCCUGGUAGUGAUGAAGCCGAUCCUGUAGCCCUUGUCAAUGCAACCGCCAAUACAGAAGCUGACCAAAAGGCUAAAUUUACACCAGACACUGUGGCAACUAACCCUGCUCUUUCAGAUGGACCAGAUUCAAAAUUCACGAAACACGCUCAGUUAUGUAAUAAUUGGGACUACCAUAGCGGUGAUUCCGCCUGGCUAUCAAUCAUCAAAGAUGAGAUUGUUCACACGGAUGGAGUUAUUCUCUCCAAAAUUUACACCCCUGAUGGUGCCAGCUGUAUUUCUUUCCUUUUCUGCUUCAUCACCAGUUUGUUGAUGUUGUCCAAGACAUUCAACUUGCUUUUGAUUGAUUGGUGA